Molecule: messenger RNA, 3619 nt
Organism: Hirundo rustica (Barn swallow)
Lineage: Eukaryota; Metazoa; Chordata; Aves; Passeriformes; Hirundinidae
Gene: PELO
Product: pelota mRNA surveillance and ribosome rescue factor
Exons: 2
Coding region: 241-1398 (385 amino acids)
Biological process (GO): ribosome disassembly; RNA surveillance; nuclear-transcribed mRNA catabolic process, non-stop decay
Cellular component (GO): cytoplasm
Source: RefSeq, a predicted model, not a curated record
GCGCCGUGGGGCGGCCGUAAACGCUGCGCGUGCGCGUUGGGGUCGGUGGCGGGCGCGCUGAGGGGCGCGAGUUGGGGGAGCUCUGGGAAGGCCGCUCGUGUGUCCGUCCGUCCGUCCGUCCGUCCGGGAGUGUGUCGUCCCGCCGGCUCCAGCCCUCAGCCCUCCCUCCCGGGACAGGCCUGCUGACCGCUGCCGCCGUGGCACAGGGGAAGCCGGGGAGCGACCCGAGGAGCCGCCAAGAUGAAGCUGGUGAGGAAGGACUUGGAGAAGGAUAAUGCAGGGCAGGUGACGCUGAUCCCCGAGGAGCCUGAGGACAUGUGGCACACCUACAAUCUGCUGCAGGUGGGUGACAGCCUGCGCGCCUCCACCAUCCGCAAGGUUCAGACUGAAUCGUCCACAGGCAGCGUGGGCAGUAACCGCAUCCGCACCACCCUCACCCUCUGUGUGGAGACCAUCGACUUCGACUCGCAGGCCUGCCAGCUGCGGGUCAAGGGCACGAACAUCCAAGAGAACGAGUAUGUGAAGAUGGGCGCCUAUCACACCAUCGAGCUGGAGCCCAACCGGCAGUUCACCCUUGCGAAGAAGCAGUGGGACAGCGUGGUGCUGGAGCGCAUCGAGCAGGCCUGCGACCCGGCCUGGAGCGCCGAUGUGGCGGCCGUGGUUAUGCAGGAAGGGUUGGCUCACGUCUGCCUGGUCACCCCGAGCAUGACGCUUACCCGUGCCAAGGUGGAGGUGAACAUCCCCCGCAAACGGAAAGGGAACUGCAGUCAGCACGACCGGGCACUGGAGAGGUUCUACGAGCAGGUGGUGCAAGCCAUCCAGAGGCAUAUCAACUUUGAGGUGGUGAAGUGUGUACUGGUGGCUAGCCCAGGCUUCGUGCGGGAGCAGUUUUGUGACUACAUGUUCCAGCAGGCAGUCAAGACUGACAACAAACUUCUGUUGGAGAACAGGUCCAAGUUCCUACAGGUCCACUCUUCCUCAGGACAUAAGUACGCACUGAAGGAAGCACUCUGCGACCCAGCGGUAACUAGCCGUCUUUCUGACACAAAGGCAGCUGGUGAGGUCAAAGCCUUAGAUGACUUCUAUAAAAUGCUGCAGCAUGAGCCUGACCGGGCUUUCUAUGGCCUGAAACAUGUGGAGAAGGCCAAUGAAGCCAUGGCCAUUGAUACCCUGCUGAUCAGUGAUGAGCUUUUUCGGCACCAGGAUGUGGCUACACGUGCCCGAUACGUUAAAUUGGUAGAUAGUGUCCGUGAGAACAUGGGGACGGUACGCAUUUUCUCCAGCCUCCAUGUGUCGGGAGAGCAGCUGGGCCAGCUGACAGGGGUGGCAGCCAUCCUGCGCUUUCCUGUUGCUGAGCUCUCUGACCAGGAAGAUGAAUCUAGCUCUGAAGAGGAUUGAUAACAGUGACUUCAUUCCAGUUUCUUUUCUAUGUUGUAUUGAAAUGAUGUUGAAGGUCCUCCCAACCUGAAUACUGUGUGCAGAUGUACCAUGACAUGUAAUUAAAAAGUUUAAAUAGUAAAACAUAGUAUACCCAUACGUACAUAAUUGUUUUACGCAGCACACUACUCGGUAUCUGAUCUAUGGUAAUAAUUAUAUGUAUGCUGUGCUGAGCUGACUGUUUUUGCAGUUCUGGACCACCAAGAGUACAAGAAAGUAAUUUGGCUCCCCAGUGUUGCUUAUUCUUCAUGUUAAGGCAGACUGCUAACUUAGUGAAAUGUGUAGGAAAAAAUAGUAAACUGAUGGGAAAAUUUGUGUGACUAUUUCUGUACAAAUGCUUGAAGAGAGUAUUGCAAAACAAAUGUAGACUGCUUGGAAGACCUGUCAAAACUGUGCUUGAUCUUCAUAGGAGCUCCCUGUUCUUUGUAAGGUGUGUCAAAGGAAUUGGGUCAAGAUCAUCACUUAGGGCUUUGUGCAGUGUUGCAAGUCUAACCACUUAAAUAUUUCUGUGAAACACUUGAAGCAGUCUUUCAGUAACCAGACCCUUUAAGUUAGCCAUUUCUUCGUUAACAUGAUAGUAGAUGCAGGACAAGUGGUGAAUCUCAGUGCACCCAUUUAGUUAUCUUGUUGCAUGCUGAGAACUAACAAGGUGUCAUUGACUGUAUUCUGCUAAAUUGGCAUUAUUUAGCACCCAGUUCUGACAAAGUAUAGGAAAAAACUUAGAAAAUCGGGAUUCUAGUUUCCGCAAGGAAUCUUUUGAUAGCAAAUAGUUUAGGUAUCCAUAAUCUGGUAGUCUAUCUGCAUAUCUCUUUAAAAAUGCACAUAAACCAUGAUACAGAAAUAAAGAUGACAAAAUUAUAAAUCCAACUUCAGCUUAAGAUAGUGGCAGCUGUAAAAGUGAAAAUUACCUUUUCAAUCAUUUUAUCAGCUCAAAGUACUAAGAGCCAGAAAGAGUUUUGUUUCUUUACGGGGCAGUAAAUCUUGGGCUGAAGAAGCGAAAACUGCUUUCAGAUUCAGACAUAGCCCAUGGUUGUAUUGUUUCAAACCAAGGUUUGAUGGUGUGGCUUGUGUGUGCAAACAGGCAUUCUAUUUUUAAACAUGAUGGAAGGUGAGAACAGGAACCACAGAAGAAUUCUGUAAUAUGGAAAGUGUUGCAAGAGUGGAACAUUAAAAAUUAAAACCACCAAAACUCCUAGUCUGGGUAGAAUAGUUUUAGGAAAAUUAUUAAGGGUACUUCCUUUAGGUUCAUGGGUUCUAGUCCUCUGAAUUUAAUAAUAUCUAUUGGUAGCUGAAACAUCAGUCUAAACUUAAUGAUUGAGAAGCACUUUUGAGUUAAAACCAUCUCCCCUUUCCUAUAUCGUCCACACAGUCUAAGGAGCUCUUGAACAGGGCUUAUAUUAGAUCUGUAACACUUAAUUCUUUUGCUGAAGACAAGCCCAUUGAGACACUUGUUUACAGUCAGUUUGCACACAUAAAUUGUUAUUUAAGCUUUACAUUUUUGUCUUGAAUCGUGUUGGGUGCUACAAGUCGUAGAAUGCUCAAGUAGGCUUUCUUUAGCAGUUAAGACUGCUUAAAUUAAUUUAUAUUUUUUUUAAUUUGCCUAAGUUUAUUAUGCACUUUUUUAGCUAGAAAGCUCCGUCAUUCCUGUUACAUCUAGUUUAGUGUAAAAGACAUAGGAAGCAGAAGAAAUUGACCAAGAAACAUUAAUUAUAUACAGCAAAUUAGGGCCUUGAAAAAACUCAUAUCUGAACAAGUCAUUCAUUUCUCAAAGCUUUUAUAACAUAUGAUGAUAUAGUGGUAUAUUUCCUUUCUCUAAGUAAUGCCAAUUUGUUACAGCUGUACACAAAUGACAUAUUCUAAUUUGUAGUCCACCAGAUAUUCUUUUAUUUCUCAACAAACUCUCUGAGAGACAAAUCAAGCUGUUCUUUGGUUGUGGGAGGGCUUGCUAUUUUAUCAGACCAGAUUGAUUCCAGGUAUUCCAUUGUAAACCAGAAGUUAUGAAGAGUUCUUGCUGUGUACUACAUGAUUACCAUGGUGAUUCUGUGUUUAGUUACCAUCAAGGAAAAGAACUGGCCAUUUUGUUGCAUUUUUGGGUUUUAUUUCAUCUGCUAGGAAGGAAAAUGUGACAGUAAUGAUUCUUUGAAGUAUUUACACUUGGAAUUAAAAUUCUGCCUUCACUUUA